AUGGCAAUCGACCAGCAGCGCCGCGUGAAGCUCAUGGUUAGCUACGGCGGGAGGAUCGAGCGCGCCCAGGGUCGGCCGCCGAGGUACGUCGACGGUGAGCACCUGCUCCUCAACGUCGUCUCGUCCGUCUCGACGAGGGGCUUCCGCGACCUGCUGGCGGCGCGCGCGGGCUUCUCCGACUUCUCUGUCAAGUACUGCUACUCCGGCGAGGGGCUGGACUCGCUCUGCGACGUGGACACGGACGAGGACCUGCGGGACAUGCUGGACAUGCUGCUCUACCGGGAUCUGCAGGUCCGGCUGUUCAACGACAAGAACACGCGCCGGUUCCGGGUCUACCUGUUCCGCGACGCCACCGCCGCCCCGUCGCCGACCUCCCAGGCCCUCGGAAAACCAGCUCCCAUGCGGCGUAGCGCGACGUCGCCGGCUCUAUUGCCGGCGAAGCCAGCCGACGUCGACGGGCGGCCCUCCCAGGGCCUGGCCGCUCCCGCUCCCUCUCUCUUGCCGCGGAUCAUGACUUCGCCGAAUCCGUUGUGCGAGACGUCGACGGCUGGCACGGCGCCCUCCAAGCCGCCGCUCGCCCCUGCUCUCGCACGCCGGAUAGCGUCGUCGCCUUUGUUGACGGCAGGCUCGGCAAAUGACACGGCUUCUUUGAUCACCACUACGUCGACAUCAGCAGCCAGAGCUACCCAACAUACACAACCCCACGCCGCGGCGUUCCGGCCGGCAGAGCUGAGUAAUCCGGUGUGCCAGGCGGCUCCAGUAUUCUUGGUGCCAGUAAUGCCGCAGGUCAUAAUCCACCGGCCGAAGAUCAUCCUCGUACCCGUGUUCAAUUCAUUCUAA
Messenger RNA from Triticum turgidum subsp. durum (durum wheat), 840 nucleotides. The record is from the annotation of a GenBank genome assembly. NCBI's taxonomy places the organism in Eukaryota, Viridiplantae, Streptophyta, Magnoliopsida, Poales, Poaceae.